UCAAGUCAAAACAAAACCACAGACGCCAUAGAGAGAGAGAGAGAGAGAGAGAGAGAGCUAUAUUACCCAGCACCCUCCCUCUCUCUAUCUAUCGCUCCUUCCUUCUCCCCUCCUUUUUUUUCACUCAUCACUCGACGCACGGAGUUAGUUAACGGGAGACAUGGAGGUCGCCGCCACUUGCAUGCCCCUUGCUCACGCUCAUGGCGUUGGUGUCCUACCGGCAUGGUCGUCACCGUCGACAGCAGCAGCAACAGCACGCUCCGUGACGAGGCAGAGCUACACCUACACGAGGAGGAAGCGCCUCGCCACCGCGCGAGGCGUCAUGGCGAGGCCGCAGGAGGUGGUGGUGGCGCCGGCGCCACCAGCGAGGCCGACACCACCACCACCAACAACAACAAAGGAGAGAACAGCGCUGGCGCCGCCGCCCACCACCACCACGUACCACGACAGUUGGUUCGACAAGCUGGCCAUCGGGUACCUGUCCCGGAACCUUCAAGAAGCUUCUGGGAUGAAGAACGGAAAGGACGGCUACGAAGGCCUGAUAGAGGCGGCACUGGCCAUCUCCGCGCUGUUCAGGGUUGAUCAGCAGUUGGAGACUGUGGCCAAGGCUCUCGAACAGGCCUUCCCCAGCUACAUCCUCACAAUGAUAAAGAUAAUGAUGCCACCCUCGAGAUUUUCUCGAGAGUACUUUGCCGCCUUCACCACGAUAUUCUUCCCUUGGCUCGUUGGACCAUGUGAGGUCAGGGAAUCCGAAGUUGAUGGAAGGAAAGAGAAGAAUGUGGUCUACAUACCCAAAUGCAGAUUUCUGGAAAGCACCAACUGUGUCGGAAUGUGCACGAACCUUUGCAAAAUCCCAUGCCAGAAGUUCAUCCAAGAUUCACUUGGCACGGCUGUCUACAUGUCUCCCAAUUUUGAGGACAUGAGCUGUGAGAUGAUCUUUGGACAGCAACCUCCUGAAGAUGAUCCAGCACUGAAGCAGCCCUGCUUCCGGACAAAAUGCAUCGCAAAGCAGAACCAUCAAGUGAAUUGCUCUAUUUGAUUUGAGAGGAAGAGGAUAUGUAAAUUAUUAGACUAAUAUCAGUAAAACACCCAAAAUUCCAUGCCUUCAUGUUUAUUCCCUUAGUAAGCAGCAUCAGCUUCAUAGAUUCUUUUUACUUGAAAACAUAGCAGAAGGCAAUUCUAGUAUACAUCAAAUUUUUAGGAAACUGGUUGCUGAUCAAGAGGAUUGAAGAGGAAACACAAGAUAUGCCUUUGGAAAAUGCACAGCAUUUUAGUGAAUCCUUCAUUAGUUAUAAGAAAGAUAUAUUGAAGAAGUGUGAAGAAUGGAAUUACCUGUACCAGAAAAUUUCAUAUUAAUAGAAGAAACUUGUUUGCAAAAAAAUAAGGUGGGCCAUGUUGUAUAUCGGUCAGAUUUAAACCAACUCUUAUCUGCGUUAUGAAUCAAAUUAUUGUGCAGAUUACUAUGACAAAAUUGAAAACUAAAAGCCUGCAACUAACAGUCUUGUAACUCACAUUUAGUAUGAGUCCUUACAGACGGGGAUAAAAUUUUCUUUGGGCCUGGUUCCAACAGCUGGGAACAAAACCUUCAGAUUUCCAUGCGAUGUCAGAAUUUCACUCGAUACUCCCCUCUAAUAAAUUGUGAUGCUUUCUUCAGAUCAGAGUUUCUUACAAUGUUUUGUGCAGUCACACAGGACAACUGCCUGAUAGCGUGAAACGCCAAAAUAGGUAAUACUUUCAGAUGCAACAGUAUGGACAGAUUCAUAGCUCUGAAUAUCUCCUGGUAUAUUGUAAAAAUUAUAUCUCACACCACACAGCCUCCAUUGUCGUGUCAACAAUUCGUUAUGCUAUGUUACAAAGGGAAUUUAGCAAAAAAUUCACAAGCUGUGGAUUGUAUCCCAGAACGGAUGAUUGUGGCCCUAGAAAAAAGAACAGUUGUUUCUACAUCUUGAUUUUAGAUACAGUGGUAAGUAAAUCAUGAUGGACUUGACUAAAUAACAGAGAAAAAGUAUUGUGAAUUUAAUGGUAUUACUGGAGAAUAAUACGUGGGAUCUACCCAUCUGAAUAUGCCACUUUCUACAACCUAGAGCACUUACAACAUAUAUCUAAACAAAAAAUCAUAGAGCACAACAGAGUCAAGACAAGGAUAGCAAUCACUACCGACAUGGGUCUUGUGCAGUCUGCAGUGUG
This is a messenger RNA of Sorghum bicolor (sorghum), 2187 nucleotides long. Its product is annotated as beta-carotene isomerase D27, chloroplastic. Bases 161 to 1039 code for a protein of 292 amino acids. The record is from RefSeq and is a predicted model, not a curated record. The transcript has 7 exons. Gene Ontology annotation, molecular function: iron ion binding. NCBI's taxonomy places the organism in Eukaryota, Viridiplantae, Streptophyta, Magnoliopsida, Poales, Poaceae.